CUCUGUUUGUUUAUGUGUGUCUCAGAGAAGUGACGUGUGUUAGCCGCUACUCUGGUGACGUGUCUCUGCUGCUCUCUCUUUCUCCCGGAGCGGCUUGAUGGAGCCACACUGACUCGGAUCAACACUCAGACUGGUACCAGGAACACGGCAGGAGCUGAACUUAAGACACCAUGGGGAUUAAAUUUCUGGAGUUCAUCAAGCCGUUCUGUGCGGUCUUGCCAGAAAUUCAGAAACCAGAAAGAAAGAUUCAAUUUAGAGAAAAAGUACUAUGGACCGCCAUUACACUUUUCAUCUUUCUGGUCUGCUGCCAGAUUCCUCUUUUCGGCAUCAUGUCUUCAGAUUCAGCAGAUCCCUUUUACUGGAUGAGAGUAAUCCUGGCUUCCAACAGAGGUACUCUGAUGGAGCUGGGCAUCUCACCCAUUGUCACCUCAGGCCUUAUCAUGCAGCUGCUGGCUGGUGCAAAGAUCAUUGAGGUGGGAGACACCCCCAAGGACCGAGCCCUCUUCAACGGAGCUCAGAAAUUGUUUGGAAUGAUCAUCACCAUUGGACAGGCCAUUGUUUACGUCAUGACCGGCAUGUAUGGAGACCCUUCAGAGAUGGGUGCUGGGAUAUGCUUGCUCAUCAUCAUCCAGCUCUUCGUUGCAGGUCUGAUUGUCUUGCUGCUGGACGAGCUGCUCCAGAAGGGCUAUGGUCUGGGCUCUGGUAUCUCUCUCUUCAUUGCGACUAACAUCUGUGAGACCAUCGUCUGGAAGGCCUUCAGCCCCACCACUGUCAACACCGGCAGAGGUACUGAGUUCGAGGGAGCCAUCAUUGCUCUCUUUCAUCUCCUGGCCACCCGCACAGACAAGGUGCGCGCCCUGAGAGAAGCCUUCUACAGACAGAACCUGCCUAACCUCAUGAACCUCAUUGCCACCGUCUUCGUGUUUGCAGUGGUCAUAUACUUCCAGGGCUUCAGGGUCGACCUGCCCAUAAAGUCAGCACGGUACCGUGGUCAGUACAACACCUACCCCAUCAAACUGUUCUACACCUCCAACAUCCCCAUCAUCCUGCAGUCUGCCCUCGUCUCCAAUCUCUACGUCAUUUCUCAGAUGCUCUCAACACGCUUUAGCGGCAACUUCAUCGUGAACCUCCUGGGAACUUGGUCUGAUGCAACAAGUGGUGGACCAGCUCGAGCCUACCCUGUGGGCGGUCUCUGCUACUUCCUUUCUCCUCCGGAGUCGUUUGGUUCUGUCCUGGACGACCCGGUUCACGCUGUCAUCUACAUCGUCUUCAUGCUCGGCUCCUGCGCCUUCUUCUCAAAGACCUGGAUCGAGGUCUCAGGAUCUUCUGCUAAAGAUGUGGCGAAGCAGCUGAAGGAGCAGCAGAUGGUGAUGAGGGGACACAGAGAGACUUCCAUGGUGCAUGAGCUGAACAGGUACAUCCCCACUGCUGCUGCAUUCGGUGGCCUCUGCAUAGGAGGGCUGUCCGUCAUGGCUGACUUCCUGGGUGCCAUUGGUUCGGGUACAGGAAUCCUUUUGGCGGUCACCAUCAUCUACCAGUACUUUGAAAUCUUUGUGAAGGAGCAGAGCGAAAUGGGCAGCAUGGGAGCACUACUCUUCUAAAAAAUACCAACCUUCGGACACACAUAAGACACAAAGCAUCCCCCCCCCCCCCCCCAUCAUUAUUUUAAUUUUGCAAUUUUUUGCAAUUCGCACAAUCAGUUCAUUUUGCAGCUGGAAUAGGUUGUUUUUUUUCCUCCGCCACCUGUGUUUUCCAAUGUUACCUCUUUGGCAAUUGAAACCGUUUUUCCCAGCAGGCUGCCUGAGACCCCACUGACUGUCUUAUAAGCUGAAACAUGCCUAAAAGCACACCAGUGUGAGGUGAUGUCUUUGAUUUACCUCUGGCAUUGUUCAUCGCAGCUUGUUCAAGGAACACUAAGACAGAAACGACGUGUAAGUGCUAAUUGUAAGCUGAAAGCACUGCCUGGACUUUUUGGGGGAGUAUAAAGAAAGCCAUGUCAGGUCCAUCACAAAGUAGCAAUCAUGGCUGAGGUGUCAGGGGACCUAUAGUAGGGAUUGAAAUGUAUAAAUAAAAUAUGCUUGUUCUCCUGAUGAGGUCUCUGGUAUUCUCAGACAAAGCCGCUGUGGUUUUUAUUUUUAUUUUUUCGAUAUUUUUAUUGAUGGACUUUGUUUAUAUUCACUUUGGUCUUAUGUAGGGCACAUUGGUUUGUCCUCUGUCUGGGUCCUCAAAGGAAAGUGUGUCUGUGUCGUCAUGCUCUUUUAUUCCCAGACUAUUGCUGCACAAUACUGCCGACGUGGUCGGGAUGAGGGUGGGUUUGAUAGGGAUGAAAAAGGGUUUCAUUUUGGUUUUUACUUUAUGUAACAGACAUAAUUGUGUUAUUAAAAAAAAACAAGACUGUUUUUCCAACGUA
This is a messenger RNA of Eleginops maclovinus (Patagonian blennie), 2410 nucleotides long. RefSeq names its product protein transport protein Sec61 subunit alpha. The coding region runs from base 171 to 1601 and encodes 476 amino acids. The record is from RefSeq and is a predicted model, not a curated record. Lineage: Eukaryota; Metazoa; Chordata; Actinopteri; Perciformes; Eleginopidae. Gene Ontology annotation, biological process: SRP-dependent cotranslational protein targeting to membrane, translocation; post-translational protein targeting to membrane, translocation. The transcript has 12 exons. Gene Ontology annotation, molecular function: transmembrane protein transporter activity; ribosome binding; signal sequence receptor activity. Gene Ontology annotation, cellular component: Sec61 translocon complex; membrane.